CCGGGGAGGCGGGGGAAGCCAGGACGGCGCGGAGAACCUGGACCUGCAGGGCAGUCAGGACGCGAUGGUUACCCGGGGCCUCUUGGUUUGGAUGGCAAACCAGGACCUCCAGGACCAAAAGGGGAGAAGGGUGAAGCAGGGGACAUCGGCCCAAGGGGCAAUCAAGGUCGAGAUGGAGCCACUGGUCCCCCUGGUCCUCCAGGACCCCCAGGUGCCCGGGGGCCUCCUGGUGACACAGGAAAAGAUGGCCCAAGAGGACCUUCAGGCCCCCCUGGUUUCAAAGGUGAGCCAGGAGAAGAAGGCCUCAUGGGUGCCAGGGGACCUCCAGGACCAAAGGGUGAACCUGGCAGCCAAGGGAAAAAGGGUGAUGAUGGGAUCCCUGGGGAGCCAGGACUUAUGGGCCCUAAGGGUGAAAAAGGAAGUGCAGGUCCCAAAGGAGACAAUGGCACACAUGGCUUGCCAGGGCCCAAGGGUGAACCUGGUGAGAAAGGAGGAAUCGGUUCCAUUGGACCCCGGGGUCCCCCUGGCCUGAAAGGGGAGCAAGGUGACACUGUGGUGAUCGACUACGAUGGCCGAAUCCUGGAUGCACUCAAGGGUUCACCAGGCCCUCCAGGGCCACCAGGCCCCCAAGGUGCUCCAGGUCCCAAGGGAGAGCUGGGCUUGCCGGGUCCACCUGGACUGGAUGGUGAAAAGGGUCCCAAAGGAGUGAAGGGUGACCAGGGCAGCCCAGGGAUCAUGGGACAGAAAGGAGAGACAGGAGAAAUGGGACUGUCGGGUCCACCGGGAGCAGAGGGGCCAAAAGGAGACAAAGGAGAAAAAGGAGAUACUGGCUCACCGUGUUUGCAGAAUAAUCAUAUCAUACCUGAGCCUGGACCCCCAGGAUUACCUGGCCCUAUGGGUCCUCCAGGAAUCCAGGGGCCUAAAGGUUUGGACGGUGCAAAGGGAGAAAAAGGUGACAGUGGUGAGAAGGGGGACCAGGGUGACACGGGACCUGCUGGUCUCCCGGGUGCUCCAGGGCUCAUUGGUUUACCCGGUACCAAAGGAGAGAAGGGAAAGCCAGGGGAGCCAGGAUUGGAUGGUUUCCCAGGUCUCAGAGGAGAGAAAGGAGAGAGGAGUGAAAGAGGCGAGAAGGGUGAGCGAGGAAUACCAGGGAGAAAAGGAGCCAAAGGACAGAAGGGGGAACCAGGCCCUCCUGGACUGGAUCAGCCUUGUCCUGUGGGCCCAGACGGACUGCCAGUAGCAGGAUGUUGGCAUAAGUGAUCUCUGAGCAUGAAGCACAAUAUGUAAAUAAUGUGAUAUAUUUUGAUCUUUUUAAUUUUUGUAUAAAAAAAGGAGAAAAAAAAAAAACUUUCAACAGUAAUAUAUUGACCUUUUUUUAUACUGGAUUCUGUCAUUUAUGGACUUGGCAAAUAGUGUAAAGCUCCCAAACCCCUAAGAUGCUCAUGGUAACAUCAGGAUUUGAUGAAGGUACCAGUGCCAGUGCCUGGGGAUAAGCAGUGUUCACUGCUGGUGUUGCUGUGUGAACUAACAGUACUGAGACCAGCGGGUUGCCUUGUGUGCCUUACUGCAUGAAGGGGGGAGAAAUCCCCCUCCUCCUUUGCCUCUCAACUCUGUAUUUGCAUUGCAC
Molecule: messenger RNA, 1627 nt
Organism: Calypte anna (Anna's hummingbird)
Lineage: Eukaryota; Metazoa; Chordata; Aves; Apodiformes; Trochilidae
Gene: COL23A1
Product: collagen type XXIII alpha 1 chain
Exons: 27
Coding region: 307-1260 (317 amino acids)
Source: RefSeq, a predicted model, not a curated record